This is a messenger RNA of Hypomesus transpacificus, 4896 nucleotides long. RefSeq names its product transient receptor potential cation channel, subfamily N, member 1 (gene trpn1). NCBI's taxonomy places the organism in Eukaryota, Metazoa, Chordata, Actinopteri, Osmeriformes, Osmeridae. Gene Ontology annotation, molecular function: protein binding; calcium channel activity. The annotation marks the transcript as partial. The transcript has 30 exons. Gene Ontology annotation, biological process: calcium ion transmembrane transport; GPI anchor biosynthetic process. Gene Ontology annotation, cellular component: membrane; glycosylphosphatidylinositol-N-acetylglucosaminyltransferase (GPI-GnT) complex. The record is from RefSeq and is a predicted model, not a curated record.
UUUCCUUACUGUUCUGAACCCUAAAGUUUAAGAUCUAUCUUAACCACGCUUAGAAUGCUGCUUGCGCAAUUCCACCUGCCACGGGGCAUUUCGUCUUUUCACGGACUUUGAGAAAACGAUCAUGAUAUAUCCUCAUCAAACAUGGGCAAUUUGUAAAUAAAGUGUACGGAGCGCUUUGAGGGGUGGAAGAAGAUGCUGCUGCAGCUGUGCCUGCGGGGAGAGUGGCUCGCGCUGGAGCAGAGCAUCAAAGGUCUGGACCGUGGAGACCCGGAGCUGAGCGCCGUAGAUGAGGAGUCAGGGCUGACGGUGCUCAUGGUGGCGGUGAGAGAGAACCGUCUGGCGGUGGUGGAGAGGCUGCUGGAGCUGGGAGUCAACCCUGCAGACAGGAGCAAGGAUGGCAGGACAGCCCUCCAUGUUGCCGCCGCCCAUGCCAAGGAUGACAUAAUCAAACUUCUGGUCAGGAAGUCAGAUCCCAACACACCUGGAGGGCCCGGGCAUCAGCUCCCUCUCCACUACGCUGCAUCCAGGUGCCCCCCCUCCCUCCCCCCCCUCCAGACCCUCCUCCGAGCCUCCAACAGAGACGCACGUCUGACCCCUGACAAGGAUGGCAGCAUUGCUCUCCUCCUAGCGGUGGAGGCAGGGAAUGUGGGAGGAGUCAAGGAGCUGCUUGGAACCCUGCCAGAGGCCCAGCUUGGAUCUCAGACACAGGUCGGUGGAGAUUCUGCUCUUCAUGUCUGUAUCAGGAGGAAGGACUUGGAGAUGGCCAAGGUUCUACUGGACCAUGGAGCGCAAGUCAACACACAGAACGGUGAAGGUCAGUCUCCUUUCCAUAUCGCUGCGUUUGAGGGUGAUGAGAUACUGCUGAAGCUUCUGUACCACAACAAGGCCAACCCCAAUAUCACUGACCAGUUGGAGCGCUCCCCUCUGCACAUCGCCGUAGAGAGAGGACACGCCCACGUGGUGGAGAUCCUUACGGAGAAGUUCAAGUCCAACGUACUGGCCAGGACCAAGGAUGGCAGCACGCUCCUCCACAUCGCCUCCCAGUGGGGUCACCCUGACACUGCACUGGCCCUGCUCAGGAAGGGGGUGCCACUGCACAUGCCCAACAAGUCAGGUGAAGUGUGUCUCCACGCGGCCUCCAGGCGUGGCCACGCGGCUGUGGUGCGUGCUCUCCUCCAGAAGGGGGCGAUGUUGGACAGCCGUACUCGUCAGGGCCUCUCGGCACUGCACCUGGCUGUGCAGAGCUGCAGGCCCCAGGUGGUGCAAGUGCUGCUGGGAUACGGAGCCUGCGUCCAGCUGCAUGGAGGACAGUCUGGAGAGAGUCCUCUCCACAUGGCGGCGCGGGUGAGAGAGGGCGAGAAGGUGGCAGAGAUGCUGCUGAAGAGCGGAGCAGAGGUCAACGCGGAGCAGCAGGACGGAGAGACAGCGGUGCAUGUGGCAGCUCGACAUGGAGGUGUGAAGAUGCUGAGAGCCCUGCUUGAGGAGGGGGGAGACCCCACCUGGAGGUCAAAGGCAGGGGAGAGUCCUCUCCAUGUGGCGGUGCGUCACCGGCACGCCCACGUGGUGGAGGAGCUGCUCCUCCAUCUGACCAAUCAGAGGAGCCGAGAGGAGGCGUGUCGCUGCGUUUGCCAGGAGAACACGAGAGGGGAGGCGUGUCUGCACCUGGCUGUUUCUUCAGGGGUCAGGGGUCAGGCAGGAGAGGAGGAGGAGGGAGAGGAGGAAGGGCAGGAUGUACGCAUCAUCAGAACCCUGAUGGAGUAUGAGGCUGACAUCACUGCUGUCACCACUGAGACCGAGGAGACUCCGCUCCACUACUGUGCCAGACAGGGCGACACCGCCGCCCUGCUGGUGAUGCUGAGCCUCGUCGCACCCUCCCUCCAGCAGGGGGCCGUCAACAAACACUACAAGAAGGGCUGGUCUCCCCUGCUAUUGGCUGCAGAGCAAGGUCACCUGACAGUGGUGAGGACCCUGCUGCAACACCAGGCCAGAGUGGACGUCUUCGACCAGGAGGGGAGGUCUGCAUUGCACUUGGCAUCUCAGCGAGGUCAUGUGGACAUCGUAGACGUCCUGCUAUCCCACAAUGCAUUUGUGAACGCCAAGACCAAGCUGGGCCUCACCCCCCUUCACCUGGGCGCUCAGAGCGGCUCCGCCCACCUUGUCUCCCUAUUGGUCACAAAGCACCAGGCCAGCAUCGACGCGCUGUCAUUGAGCAAGCAGACCCCCCUUCACCUAGCAGCAGUGUGCGGUCAUCUGGAGGUGUGUUCCAGGCUGCUGCAGGUGGGAGCCGACAUCACAGCCUCGGACAUACGAGGUCAGACCCCCCUCCACCUGGCAGCCGAGAGUGACCACUCAGAGGUGGUGCAGCUGUUCCUACGGCAACGUCCCGAGCUAGCGACGCUGGCUAACAUGGAGGGCGCCACCUGCACGCACAUCGCCGCGGCCAAGGGCAGCCUGGCCGUCACCAGGGAGCUGCUCAGCUUCAGCCUGGGAGGAGCGGCACUCUGCAGCAAGACCAGUGGCUCUGGGCCCCUCCACCUGGCCUCCUCUGGGGGCCAUGCAGAGGUGGUGAAGGUCCUGCUGGAGGCUGGAGCCCCCCCACUCCUGGAGGAUGCUGAGGGGAUGACUGCAGUUCAUCUGGCAGCCAGAAGGGGGCACACUCACCUCCUGGAGGUCCUUAAACACAGCCUCUCUCUCAGCAUCAGUAGCACCAAGACAGGGCUGAGUGCGCUGCAUGUGGCAGCGUGUCACGGGCAGGUGGAGGCGGUGAGGGAGCUACUGACCCAGGUUCCGGCCACCAUGCGCAGUGAUGCCCCUGGUGCAGGCCCCAGGGGUGGCCCCCCGGCGGAGUCAGGAUACACUCCUCUCCACCUGGCCGCCCAGUCAGGUCACGAGGGAGUGGUCAGACUGCUGCUCAACUCUCCAGGUGUUCAGGCUGACGCACAAACAGAUGUCCAGGGCUCCUCCCCCCUGCACCUGGCAGCCCAGCGUGGCCAUGUGACCGUGGUGGGCCUGCUGCUGAGCCGCUCCGCCCCUCUGCUACACCUGAGGGACGAGGCGGGGCGCACCUGUCUUCACCUGGCCGCCGCCAGCGGACACGUCGCCAUGGUGAGGCAGCUGCUGGGCCAGGGGGCCGACAUCAACAUCACUGACCAGGCUGGCUGGACGGCGCUGCACUGUGCUGCCCAGGCCGGCUGUCUGGACGUGGUGCGCCACCUGGUGGAGAGUGGCGGCAACACAGGCGUGGAGUGCCAGGCGGGCAGGACGCCACUCCAGUACGCCGCCAUGGAAACACACCUGCACAGCCUCAGCUUCCUGCUGAGGCGAGCCGACAACAACACACUCCGACUGCUGGAGGACAGGAAGUUUGUGUUUGACCUGAUGGUGUGUGGCCGUUUGAACUCUGACCUCUCCCUGGACGAGUUCAUCCUGUCGUCCCCCGCCCCCCUGGACACCGCCGUCCGCCUCUCCCGGGCGCUGGGAUUGGCCGCCCUGCGGGAGAAGGAACGCUCCGCCGACCUAUCCGCUGCGGCCGGGCACUGCGAGGGCGUGGCCUCGGACCUGCUCAGUAUGGCGUCCAUGAGCGUGGCCGGGCCCGGACCGGGGUCCGCACCAGGGUCAGGACUGGGCACCGGGGUGGUGCUGUGCUCGGUGGACCACAGGGGGCUGAGCCAGCUGGACCUGCUGCUGGAGGCUGGCCUGCAGGGGGUGGUGGCCCAGCCAGCCGUCCAGGCCUACCUGUCUGAGCUGUGGCUGGGCUGCCUGGCUCACUGGGACCCCUGGAGGCUCCUGCUGCUCUUCAUGGCCAUGCUGCUCUGCCCCGCGCUCUGGGUGGCGCUCUCCCUCCCGCUCACACACAGGUACAACACUGUGCCCAUCGUGAAGUUCAUGUCCCACCUGGUGUCCCACCUCUUCCUCCUGCUCCUCCUCAUCCUCACCACGGUGUACCCCCCCCUCAGCCCCCCCCACCUCGGCCGGCUCACGCCCAGCUGGACUGACUGGCUGCUGUUGUCCUGGAUGGCUGGGAUGCUGGUGUCAGAGCUGAGCCAACCAGGAGAGAGGGCGGGGCUAGCGUGGGUCCGCGUCCUCGUCUUGCUCUUCGCCGGCUCCGCCCUCCUGUGUCACUUCCUGGCUGUGGUCCUGCAGGGCUUCAGCCCCGCCCACCUCCACUGCCUGUUCGCCCGGAACGCACUGCUGGCGGUUGCCAUGGCGCUGGGCUUCGUGCAGCUUCUGGACUUCCUGUCGUUCCACCACCUGUUCGGGCCCUGGGCCGUCAUCAUCCGAGACCUCCUGAGGGACCUGGGGAGGUUCGCUGUGAUCCUGGCUCUGUUCCACACCGCCUUCACCCUCAGCCUGACCGCGCUCUGCCAGCCUGUGUACCCCUACAGACACCCUGACCCCGCCGUCACCCCCAGCCCUGGCCACUUCCUUGACAACGCCACGGCCCCAACAUCGCCGGGGGACCAGCCAAGCGUCGGGGAGGAGGAGGAGCCAGAGCCAAGCCACACCCCCCUGGAGCUGUCCGUCCUGCUGUUCUUCGCUCUCUUUGGUCUGACCGACCCGGAAGCCCUGCCCCCUCUCCGCCAGUCCCCGCCCACCGCCGCCCUAUUGGCCCGCCUGGCGUUCGGCAGCUACCUGGUUGUCACGGUGAUCGUGCUGAUCAACCUGCUCAUCGCCAUGAUGAGCAACACCUACCAGAGGAUCCAGGCGCGCUCCGACGCAGAGUGGAAGUUCGGCCGGGCCGUCCUCAUCAGAGACAUGAGCCGCAAGUCAGGAACUCCCUCUCCCCUCAACCUCGUCACGCACCUGUAUCACUACGCCAAGGUGCUCUGCAAGCACGCAGGUAAGGUGUGUCCUGGGGAGGGGGGAGAGCUGAAGUCUGAAGAGGAGGAUCCAGAG